Molecule: messenger RNA, 5397 nt
Organism: Carassius gibelio (silver crucian carp)
Lineage: Eukaryota; Metazoa; Chordata; Actinopteri; Cypriniformes; Cyprinidae
Product: adenosine receptor A1
Exons: 2
Coding region: 669-1658 (329 amino acids)
Biological process (GO): G protein-coupled adenosine receptor signaling pathway
Cellular component (GO): dendrite; membrane; synapse
Molecular function (GO): G protein-coupled adenosine receptor activity
Source: RefSeq, a predicted model, not a curated record
AGGAAAUUUUUGUCGGCGUGUUUUCAUACAUAUAGCAUCCUAUCUGAGACGCAGCCUAUAUAAAUUCAAAUACAACCGAUGUGAAUAACAGCUUGAGUGAUGAACUGCUAGCAUUAUUGAUCAGGUGCUGUCGCUCUCGUAGCAUCUGAUUGGUGAAACUUGCGUCGGACGCGCUCGCGUGCACGUGGAGCACGUCUGUGGAGCUGAUGUGAAUGUUACUGCGCUUUCAAAGUUAAGGUGACCGUCAGACCUCCCAGGAUGUAUCGAUAUCGACAGACACAUGUACGGGCUUAAUUCUGAACCAUACGGGAGCCGUCUUGAUUGACUCUGGCGCACAGGUGUUGAGUCACGCGCCGAUCGCUUCUGAUGAACAGUGACUGCAUGCAAUGUGCGGGAAAUGUGAUCGUGGACUGUCUGAGGUGACUCAUACUAGUUCACAGUGGAGCUGGACUGCACACCCGGACAUCAUUAUGAGGAUGAUCAUGGUGCCGCCGACGCAUUUCAGAGAGGAAGCGCAACUUAUUUUUUCAUCUUGCGCCAUGUAACUUUGGCACCGACAUGUUCACCAGAAUUAAGGGACAGUUUGGACUCGUUUGACGCAUCGACAGUCUUCUCAUUUAAAUUUCAUUUGAUCCUGUUCAACGCAAGCACGUGCAGUUCUCGCAAGGAUGCCUGAUGUCCCGGGUCUGUACAUUGGGAUGGAGGUGCUCAUCGCCCUUUCCUCUGUCAUUGGGAAUGUGAUGGUGGUCUGGGCUGUGAGAAUCAACCGAUCUCUACGAGACACGACCAUUUAUUUCAUCGUCAGUCUGGCUCUGGCAGACAUUGCUGUCGGGGCACUGGUCAUUCCUCUGGCUAUUACCAUAAGCAUCGGACUGAAGACUCAUUUUUACAGCUGUCUGCUCGUUGCGUGUACUGUACUGGUGCUAACGCAAAGUUCAAUACUCGCCCUCCUGGCUAUUGCUAUUGACCGCUAUCUGAGGGUCAAGAUACCAAUGAGCUAUAAAAGAGUGGUGACUCCAAAGCGUGCUGGCAUCGCAGUGAUGGCAUGCUGGAUGGUGGCCAUCGUAGUUGGCCUGACGCCCAUGUUGGGCUGGAACAAUCUGGAGAAGCUACGCCAGACCAACAGCAGCUUGGAUGCCGACCUUCUCAUAACCUGUACGUUCGAGAACGUCAUCAGUAUGGAGUACAUGGUCUACUUCAACUUCUUCGGAUGGGUGCUGCCACCGCUCGUCCUAAUGUUGCUCAUCUACGCUGAGAUCUUCUACAUGAUCCACAAGCAGCUCACCAAGAAGAUCACCACCAACCAGACUGACCCCACUCGAUAUUACGGGAAAGAACUCAAGCUGGCGAAAUCUCUCGCGCUGGUGCUCUUCUUGUUUGCAGUCGGCUGGUUGCCGUUGCAUAUCCUGAACUGCAUCACUCUCUUCUGCCCUAGUUGUAACUAUUCAAUGUCCAUUCUUUAUGUGGCUAUUUUGCUCAGUCAUGCCAACUCCGCCGUCAAUCCCAUCGUUUAUGCAUUCCGCAUUACGAAAUUCCGGAAUGCUUUCGUUAAGAUCUGGAAACAGUAUGUGUGUUGCACGGGGGAGCCACGUCUGGGUGAUCGCCCUGGCUUUCGCAUAGAUAGCAAAGAAAGAAGACUACGAGACAAUGACAUCUGACACUAGGCUAACCAGGUCUCCUCUAUGAGAAGCACUUUUUAUGGUCUACAGGGAAAAUGCACUCUGGGAUGUUUGCUGUCUGUCUAGAGAAUAUGUUUGCCACAGAAAUGAGACAAUCGAACAUUACUGGCAAUCUUUCCUUGAAAACCCAGUCAAUGGUGCAUAGAAUGAAUUGCAUCGUUAGUGAGGGACUAUUAAAUAAAUGAAAAUGGCCUGUUUUAGAGGAAUAGCCACACAGUACAACUGGCAUUCACAUCUGUGAAUCUUCAUUCGAUUAUGAUUUUCUUUUGUGCUGCGGUUCAUUCGAAUGUAUCACCUAAAGGGCUUCAUAUAAUGAAUGCAAAACUGCACACUCGUAAAUGUCAGCGCUUAUGAGUACACUAAACUACACUGGUCUUCAGUCAGUAGCAUAACCGCGCUUGAGGACUUUGAAAAAAGGACAUUGAGAAUGUGGUCUGAGGUCAUUUUUAUAUGCCAGCAAAUUCAUGUUUAGAGAAGUGUGGGAUAUAGAGUUAUUCGUCAUUUGCUGCUUGUUAUGACUAGUGCAAAUAGGAGGCAGCUAGGCUCACUUUGCCUUAAAGGGAUAGUUUAUAAAAACAGAAAAUUCUGUCAUCAUUCACACACACUCCUGUCAUGCCGUAUGAGAAGAUAUUUUUAAAAAUGUAUGUAGAAUGACAGCCAGAUGAGUUCAAAGUUUUUGGACCCCACUGACUUUCAUUCAAAACAGUAAUUAAAAUGGCUUUUUUUAGCAAAAGAAAAUCAUACUUCAUGACAAAACUUUCAUUUUUGGGUGAACUAUCCCUUUAGGCAGAAAUUUGCUUGAUCCUAUUAGUCUAAUAUCAGCAAUGUUGCUUUUGUGGUGUUAUGACACUUUUUUUGUAGAUGUUUCAGUCUAAAUGAAAUAGUUGACCUUAUUAAUACUCCUCUCUACUGUGUAUUUAACAGAAUAACCGCUGAAAAUUAACUUGAUGCAUUCUUAUAUUUGUUUUGGUGCGAAAAUCCCAGUUGCGUGAGCAAUUAAGAAAUGCAGCCUUUGUUUGAAAUGAAACAAAACUGUAGGCGGUUUGCAUUUAAUAUUAAGACUGCUUAAAACUGAGGGCCUGAGAAAUGAUAGACCGGAAGGAACCAUAAAUUUAGAUUGAAUGAUACUGCUGCUUGAGGUCUUGUGUGUGGGUUGUUGUUUUUUGUUAAUCACUGUUGAGAUGUUUUGUUAAAGUAAUGAAUGCAUAACCUGAGGACAACCACAGUUGAAUUUAUUAUAUGUUCAGACCUCUAAAAAGUGAAGGACAUUCAGAGCUUUCACUGAAAUUGCUCAUUUCUCCAGGUGUAUUAGAAGAACUACUGAAAUGUUGGUGUCCUCUGAACGGACCCAGAUUUUGACUCUGCAUCCUUGAAAUAGGUGGCAGUGUGUGAAGUGUCCUUUGAACAAGCUCUGAUAAAUGGUUUGACCUUUUCAGGCUGGUCAAUCAAUUCAACACAGUUUCCAGAGAAACAACUAUUCUCAAACUUCCUGGGUAGAUCCAGAGGUGAGAUCAAAGCUGACACGGUGACUUGUGUUUCCGCUUCAUCAAUGGACCUCCGUUUCUCCUUUACUGGGUACCAGCUGGAGAAUUUAACUAGUUUAAGUUCAAGGGCAUAAACACUCUGGAUUUAUUAUUUUUAUAUCUAGUUCAAGUGACUCUCAAGUUGCACUUACCUACAUGGAUCAGUUGAGUGUCUUAAUCUAAUACUUAAAAAAAAAACUGCAGCUUUAACCUACCCGUGAUGGCAUGCUGUGAGGAACGAUCAAAGUGUUAAUAGUGGUCUCAGAUAACGAUAUUGGUGCAGUCAAAUGAUUAAUCGCGAUUAAUCAUUCAUAACAAGUUUUUGUUUACAUAUGUAUGUGUACUGUGUAUAUUUGUGUAUACUGUACUCUUUAAAAUAUAUUCUAAUAUUUUAUAUUAUACAUAUCCAUUUUUUCUUAAAUAAUAUACGUGCAUGUGUUUGCAUUUAUAUAUACAUAAAUAUACACAGGACACACACUUACUAGGGAAACAAAAAUGUUAUUUUGGAUGCGAUUAAUCGUUUUAUAGCACUAAAAGAUAUAAUCACAGCUCACAGAGGCCACUUCCUCUAUGUGGGAUUGUUUACUGACAACAAAGCCUACAGAAGCAAUGGUCUUAUUUGGCCUGAAUGAUAGAGUAUUGUUACUCAGUACUGUGGUGCCCCCCUGUGAUGGUUUGAAAAAGUGCUAAAACUCUCAUUACUAUAAUCAAAUCAUUUUUAAUAAGAAAAACAUGCUUGUGUUGCAUUAAUUUUAAAGUGAACCAGGCAUUGUUAGUGAGUAACAAAGUUCUUUUCUUUUUGUUACUAGAAUGCAAUAAAACCAUAAAAAUAUGUCUCAACAUGUCCACUUCAUGUUUAUUUGAUCUGUAGUGAAGGAGGUCUAACAAUUUGUUAACUAUAACAUGCAUGUCCCUAUUAGACCAACACAUUUGGUCAAAGUGCUUCAUUUUAAAGGAUUUAAAAUAGCAUUGUAGUUUUACUCCACAUUAGUUAUGUAAAAAUAAAUUUGACUACAUCAUUAUACACAAGUCUAUCAUUUAAAAAAGCAAUGUUGGUUAAAAAUGCCUGCAUCAGUUGAAUUACUCAAACACAAAUAUCUGUAUUAGAGUAAAAAUGUAAACAUUUAAAAACUUUGUUGGUUGUGAUUGGCUGAAAACAGGACCUUGGCAUCUGACAUAUUUACAGUUCAUCCUGCAUUACAAAUCAAAACUACAGAGGAAUGAUUGAGGGUCUCUCAGAGGAUGAGACAAUGAGCUCAAUCUCAGUUCAUGCUGUUCUUAGAGACCGAGACCUUGAAAAAGAAAAGAUAAAACAACAUUAGUCUGCGUGUUUAACAAUAGCAAAGUAAAUCUUCAACAUAUGGGGAAAAUUAGUCAUAACGGUUAUAUCUGAAAUAAAAAUGGAUUAUUUUAUUUUUUGGGGGCAUUUUUGCCUUUAUUAUUGCAGGACACAUCAAACAGUUGGGACUUGAACUCGGGACGCCCCAAAAAAAUUAGGGUGUGUGGUGGGAUUUGGGGCCAAAAACAUAUAGCAGAGUAAUGCCAUAUUUAAUUUUUGACAGGAAUGAAAACAAAACUGUGAGGAACUGAAAAUUACAUGAUAUAGGCCCCUUUAUAUGGUGUGUGUGUCAAUGUAAAAAUGUUAAGUAUAUCCAUCACUGCUGUGUUAAAUUCAAUAUGGCAUCUAACCUGACUACUAAAGUAGUUUGAGGUGAAUUUGAUGGCAUCAGUUUACUCACUAGAUUCAACUGUUGUAAUUGAAUGGGCUCUUACCAUUACAAAUAUCAUGUCUCUAAUUCUUGUUACCAAGUGCUGCUUAAAUGGUUUAAGCAGCACUGUCCUAUCCUGGUCCUGGAGGGCCACUCUCCUGCAGAGUUGAACUCCAUCCAGCCCCAUCACGCUUGCCUAGAAGUUUCUAGUACUACUGAAGACCUUGCUUAGCUGAUUUAGGUACAUUUAACUGUGGCUAGAUCUAAACUCUGCUAGAAGGUUGGACACCUCUGCUUCAGAUGCUUUGGUUUAGUGACAAUUUUUUUUAUUAAAACUAUGAUGAAAAGUAUUCAUUGCUGACCUUUUUUCCAUGACUAAAAUAAGACAUAAUUACAAACUAACUGUGACUGUAUCAACAUGCAAUAUUGUUGACAGAAAUGACAAUACCAAAAUGUAGUACAAAAAAUAAAGAAAAACUGUGUCUA